AUGUGGAAUAACGGCGCCGGCGCCUCCCAUCAUCCUGGGUCAGCCGGUGCGCCAGGAUACAACGAAACAAUGGGUCCUUAUGUUCCAUACGCCCAAAUGGAGGGAAACGCGGCGAUGUAUGAUCAACAGCGGUACAUGUUAGCUCAACAGCAACAGCAGGUACAACAGCAGCAGCAACAACCGCGUGAAAUGGGCUACCAGAUGCCAAUGGGUGUCAACCAAGUUCCUGGACAAUCGCAUCCAUUGAUGCGAUACCAAUACGGACAAAUGCAUCCGUCGCCAGCAUAUCAGAACCACCAAAUGAUGAGGGCUGGUGCUCCGAUGGUUUUUGGAGCGCCUCAACAUCCACCACCUACUGGUCAUCCGAGCUAUGUGAAUAACGAUGGUCGUAUGUGUGCACCGCCCGAAAGAAUGGUUAUUUUCAUGGUGGAAAGGCAAAUGAUUGAGGAAAAGAGAAUUACAACGGAAUCAUCACAAGUUUACUUCUAUGUUACCCCAGAAGAGCAUGGAAACCCCAACUAUGAGGUUAUGAUCACAGUGUGGGUGUUGGAACCCGACCAACCACUUCAAGCAUCUGCCACCGUGGCUCUCAACGGCACAGCCGUUUUGGCUGCUGACAAGCCUAUAAACUACGUUUCCGUCAAACGAUUUUGCGUCAUCGGACAGAAUAGUCUAACUUAUCAAUGCACUGGUUCGGUGACCAAGUUUAUGGUGGCCGCUGAACUUGUGGUUCGACGAAACCUUCAUGACGCGCAACUUCAUUUGCGCGAUCGUCUCGAGAUGCCACUUGUUAGCAUGCCGAUGCAGCAGAGAAUCUACAACUCUCGAAUGAAUUUAGUUUCGUUCGCUCAGAAAACGACGAAUGGCCAAAUAAUGAUUCCGUUAACUUGCCCGUUGUCACACCGGCGUAUGGUUCUGCCUGUUCGCCACAAAUUCUGUCUUAGUCCAAAAAGUGUUGAUCUCACCUAUCUUCUAGCCGCGAAUCCACAACUCACACGUCUUUUAUGCGUUCAUUGCCAUACCUUCUACAAAAUGUCCGACAUCGAAUAUGACUUCCUUCUUUAUCAAAUGGUCCAGCAAGCAACUCAGCAUCCGGCGAUUCCGUUGGAGGUUGUCGUCGGACGCAAUAAUGAGCUGAUGGUCCGGGAUGAUUCGCAAUUGAUGGCGAUCAAACAGGAGCCGAACACCCGACGAAAACGUCAAAACACCGCCGCUGCUCCGGUUGUUGAAGAUGGACAACACGUCAUCAAGCGAAUCAAGAGCGAGAUUAUCGUCAAGAAGGAAAUCGCGGACAACUCACCGAUGCCAGUGAGCGUACCAUGCAACGCCGAUUUGCCACGAAUGGGUCCCGCCACGCCGGCCACUCCAUCGUUCGGCAACAAUCCGUUGUCGACGGGCUCUAUUCAGAACCUGCUGUGUUCUCCCCGUCAGACUGUUAUGGUUGGAGAUCAGAGGCCAUCAUCGCUUACAGCCCCUGGAUCUGCGCCAUAUACUCCGGCAUCGGUUGGCAGUUUGGAGAAAUCGGCGGAUUUGUUGGCCUGCGUGGAAACGAAGGAUUUGAUCGGCUUCCAGCAGUUCGCAAUAAUCGAUAGCGAGGCUAAACUGCGCCAAUAUCUAUAUGGUACCAAAGAUGUCACAUUUGAAGACGUUGACACAAAGCAACUGUUGUUUCCUGAGGAAACUCAUCAACAGCAAACUGUCUCAAGCACCACAGUGAACAGUAUCACACAGUUCACACCGCCGUGGGAAGGCGCUAAAAAUUGA
Caenorhabditis bovis is the source of this 1764-nucleotide messenger RNA. The record is from the annotation of a GenBank genome assembly. Lineage: Eukaryota; Metazoa; Nematoda; Chromadorea; Rhabditida; Rhabditidae.